GCCGUGUGUUCAAGGUGUAUCAGUGUAAUGAAUUAACUGUUUAAGAUAUUAUAAUGGAUACUGAUAUUGAUCAUCAUCAUAUUAAAUCCAUUGAAUUCAAUAAUGUUAGUACAAUUUGGACAAGAUUAAUCUCUAAUGAAUUAAAUUAUGUACAAAAUAAUCCUAAAUUAUUUACUCAUUUAUUAAAUAAACAAAAUAUUCAUAAUGAUGAUCAAAUUAAGAAAUUAGCAUUACAAGCUAAUUCUACACAAUUAUCUGCUUCAUUUUAUUAUCGUAUUGUUAAUUAUAUUAAUGAGAAUGCAACAAAUGAUUUACGUCGUAUCAUAUCUUUUAUAAAUGAAUUUGACAAAGGUAAUAUUUGUAUGAAAAGUACUAAAAAAGCUCAACAUUAUAGAAAAUUAGGAAAUGAUUUAUUCAAGCAAGGUAACUUGAAUGCUUCAGCAACAGCUUAUCGAACUGGUUUACUUCAUGCACCUAAUGCAUAUUUCAUGUCAUCGACUAGUCAAAAUGAUGAAUUUUGUUUAGAAGGUGCAUUGUUGCACGGUAAUUUAUCUGUUGUACUUGCACAUCAACAAUUAUGGUCGUCUUGUUUAGAAUCUGUACUAACUGCAUUGGAAUUACACUUGAAUGUGACAAAUAUUCAGAAUUGUAGUAAUAAUGCACCAGUAAUUCGCUUAAAAACUCGUUUCGAUCAAUGUUGUAAACAUUUAAAUUUACCUACACUUAUUGAACGGAACUCUACACUUACAUCAUACAAAUUACUGGAAAUUCAUACCAAGCUUAUCUCUUUACUUAAUAAUGAGAAUAAAAACAAUGUAAAGAGCCAUUGGGAUAUCCCAACACCAAAAUACGAUCAUAACCUUUUGUACCAUGGGCUUUCAAACGGUGUACGUAUUGAUACAAAUCAUGAAAAAGGCAGACAUAUCAUCGCUACUGAAUCCUUUGAACCAGGCGAUAUUAUAGCGGUUGAGCCUGCUGGUGGAUGGGCAGCAAACAGAAAUGCACACUCUUAUGAUAAUGAUAAUAAUAAUCGUAACACAUUUGAAUAUUUACUACUUCUACCAUCACAACGGAUGAAUCAAUGUUUGAAAUGUUUUAAUCAACUAAACUCCGUUGGUUUUAUCUGUCCGUACUGUUGUGAUGCUGCGUAUUGUGAAUUGUCAAAUAGGACUAGUUGUAAUUCUUAUUGCGCAAAAAUUUCAAAUCCUUCAUACUUAUUUCGUGAUUUUCAACAACCUGCUUGGCAUCUGGCAGAAUGUCGAUUUAUGUUUAUUUUAAAUUCCAUUGGAUUGGGUCAUUUAUGCUUUCGUCUCGCAUGGCUUCGUCAACGCUAUCAUCACUCAUCUUCCGACGAAAUUAUCAAUCAUAAUAAUUCAUAUUUUACUACUGAUCAAUUAAUUGAACAUUUUACAAACUUUCACGUUGAUGAAUUAUUCGAAUAUGCACUUACUGGUUGGUUAAUAUCGAAACUUUUAAGCUAUAAUAAUAAUAAUGAUAAUAAUAAAACAAAUUUGCAAUCGACUAACAAUGAAUUGAUCCAAGGUCUCUGGUGUUUCGACACGUUAAGACGUCUUCAGUGUAAUGCACACGCUAUCACUGAAAUCCAAGUCAAUGAUCCUGAUAUUCAAACAUGGCUCCCUUCGGAUCAAAUAAAUGUUAAUGAUGUUAAUGAUCGGAAAUUAAUUUAUCCUUUGAUUUGUAAAUUGCAACAAAUUCGCAUUGCAACUGGCCUAUUUCCAUGUGUUAGCUUGUUAAAUCAUUCAUGCGAUCCGAAUACCAUUCAUGAUUUUCAAAAUUCAUAUUUAAUUUUACGUUGUUUAAAACCAAUCCUACCUAAUACUGAAGUAUUUCAUUGUUAUGGCCCGCAUUAUUUACAUUAUCCAUCAAGUGUUCAACGUGUAACACUUCUUCAACAACAAUAUUUCUUUAUAUGUCAUUGUGAACAUUGUGAUAAAUCUGUUCAAUCUUCAUCAUCACCUACUUUAAUUAAAGAUCAACAAAUGUCUAUUGUCCCAACUAAAGAAAUGUUAAACGCAUGGAAAGAUGCUGUUGACAAUCUUUUACAAAUACCUUGGCAACCUAUACAAUCAUUAGAGAACUUGAAAAAUUCUAUACAAAUUAUACAUAAUAUUGCUACAAUGAAUUCAACUAUUUCAUGGUGGCCAUUAGAUAAUAAUUUAGGUAAUUUAUAUGAUACUUUAGGUAGACAAUAUUUAAUUCAAUCAAAAUUUUUAAAAAAACAUACAAAAUUCAAUUUAAAACAAACGAAUUGGUUAUUUAUACAAAAUAUUGGUUUAUGGUGUUUAUAUAAAUCAAUUCAAUGGGUUCAAUUACAAUUCGGUACGAUUAGUUGUGAAUAUUUAUGGGAAUUAAUAAAUUAUUUUAAUUUAUUUAUUCAUUGUUUUAAUCGAUUGAAUACUACUACUAACACUACUAUUACUCCUCCUCCUCCUACUGCUAUUGCUAUGCCUACUACUAAUACUCCUCCUACUACUAUUACUACCAUUACUAAUACUACUACUACUACUACUCCUACUACUACUACUCCUACUCCUACUCCUGCUACUCCUCCUCCUACUACUACUACUACCACUACUGCUACUACUCCUACUACUAGUACUACUACUAAUAAUACUCCUACUCCUGCUACUCCUCCUCCUCCUCCUACUACUACUACUACUACUGCUACUACUCCUACUACUAGUACUACUACUAACAAUACUCCUACUCCUCCUACUACUAGUAAUAAUAAUAAUACUAACAAUACUAAUAAUAGUAAUGAUGAUUUUUAUGAAGAACUUAUAAAAUUUAAUGAAUUAAUUAAAUUACAAAUGGAUUCUAUUACAUUUAAGGAUCAUGAUUCAAUUUUAUCUGAGAUCAUUCAUAUUUCUACUAUAUUAUAUGGUUCUGAUAAAACUCAUAUGAUCAUGAAUAAAUUUUUACAUAUAUAAUAUGUAUCUUUAUUCAAUUAUAAUGUAUUAUUAUAUUUUGUAAUGCUAUGCGCCAAGUUUUGUAUAGAUUUUUAUAUUUUUUUGCGAGGAGGGGGAAUGUUGUGACUUUGAGACCGGUUAGUUAUUACAUGAUUCAUUCGCCAAUCGAAAUACGACUUAUUUAAUCUUAGUAUUGUGUUAAACCAAUGACAUUCGAUCGGUAUGAGCAGCUUAACCUGUCCAGUUGAGCUCAGAACACCAAUAUUAGCUUCCACUAUGCUAAACAUUUAUUUCAAAUAUACUUGGUUUAUAUACUAGCCAAACAAACCGGAUCACACUAUAAAAUAGGAAAUAAAAUUUAUACAAGAUCAAGUCAAAAAGUGGUCGUGAACGUGGGAGACUGUAAUCAGUAAACUGAACAUAAAAACAGUAAAUCGUACAAUAAUAAUCUAUAGGUCAAAAUAAAGCUUACAAUAAGAGGAAUAUAUAUAUAUAUAAUCUACUUACUUCAUAGUUUUGCAAUAAGAAUAUAUAUCAAUGAAAUUGAAGAUAGUGUGGUGUAUGCUACUGAUGUCGAUGGAUAUAAGUAGUAUGUACUAUCAGUUGAAAGUGAAAUACCUGGCAGCAGAAAGUUAAGAAGAUUGAAGAAAAGAGAACGAGAACAGAGAAUGAUUGCUGUGGAAAUGAAGGAACAAUGAGGUCUGAAACGAUUGAUUGAUAUAUUGCAAAUGAAGUAUUUACUGUAUAGUUCUUAGAUUGUGCUAAGAGAUUCUGUAAUUUUGUAUUAAAAUAAAUACGGCUGUCUCCACUUGUGUUCUCGUUCACUACAAUAGCAGAUUUAGGAUUUUGAACGUGAAAUUCAUUCAUUCAUAUGAUCAAAUAGUAAUAUGACAUUUAAGCUAAUGUCAUUGUGUGAUGAAAAACCUAACUUGGAUUCUUAACUCUAACUUCCAACUGUUAAUACUAAUCCUAAUUCCUUAUUAGCAAUUUAUAACCCUCUUUCAACCUUUUUCUAUUUAUUUGAACACAUAAAUAUUUGUACAAAGGGGCAUCAGAUACAUAUGCGCCACACAAUAGCAAUGAGAAUGCUAAGAGAUAGAGAAUGUAAAGUGAGUAUAAGAAGAAAGAGAACAAUAAAGAACAGAAAUUAGUGUAUGGAAGUGAAAUAAUAAUAAUAAUGGAAGAGACAAUUCAGCUAACAAAGGUACAACCAGAAAGAGUUCUUUCAGUUAAAAAAGUUACAUCAGGAUCGUCACUGGCUUCUAUUCUGAGCCAUAUUUGAUAACGUUUCUAGCCACUGUGUUGCACCAUCACUCGGACCCCAACUAGGGGGUCAUGAAAGAGCGAAAGAAGUCAGUCCUGUAUAGCUUUCUUCCAUACCCCUUUUCUAUCCUUACACAAGCUUUGCCCAGUUCCAUUACGUAACAGUCGUCGUUUAUGGUCAAACCCGCGGUCAUCAGGCGUAAACCGACG
Schistosoma haematobium is the source of this 4403-nucleotide messenger RNA. RefSeq lists its product as uncharacterized. Lineage: Eukaryota; Metazoa; Platyhelminthes; Trematoda; Strigeidida; Schistosomatidae. The record is from RefSeq and is a predicted model, not a curated record. The transcript is spliced from 6 exons. Gene Ontology annotation, molecular function: protein binding. The coding region runs from base 54 to 2951 and encodes 965 amino acids.